UUUCCGCUCAAAGAAUUGUUAUGGCGAGCUCUGACGAUGUAGUGCGUUGUACUCCUCAGGGGGUGAACUACAACACUCUACAACACAUGGUGAACGCAGACGGGCAGUAUCUGUUCUGCAAGACUUGGGAGCCCGAUCUGAAGGAAGGCGAGAAACCUAGAGCACUUCUAUUCCAUGCACAUGGCUUAAGGUGCCACUGUGGUCUACUAUCCUCCAUCUUGGCACAACUUCUCAAUGAGCACGGGAUACUGGUCUUCUCACACGACCACGUCGGCCAUGGUCAGAGUGAGGGGAUUCCAGGAGACCACAUGGACCUAGAAGCCAUGACCAGGGACGUCUUACAACACGUUGAAAUGGUGUCGGCCAGGUACCCAGGUGUGCCCAUCUUCUUGUCGGGACAGUCCAUGGGUGGCCCUAUUGCAAUCCGGGCAUCCCUGCAGCGUCCUGAUCUAUUUGCCGGGAUGCUACUGUUGUCCCCUGCUAUACGGGCCGCGCUGCUGGCAGGGAUGAUCGUCAUAGGAUCAAUCGGUGCCUGGCUGCUUCCAGAGGUCCGUGUGGGCGGGCCUCGGCCGCUUCUGCUAAGCAAACACCAGGAAAGUCAAACGAUGUACGCAAACGAUCCUUUCGUCUUUAAAGAAGGGAUUAAGUUGCGGGCGGCACAUCAGCUGCUUAAUGGUAUAAAAGAAACACGUCAGCGGCUCCAUGAAGUCGAGUGCCCAUUUCUGAUACUACACGGUGAGAACGACUCCGUAACAGACAUCGGGGGGUCCCGAGAACUGUAUGAGCAGGCCAGGAGUCAAGAUAAACAAAUAAAGACGUACCCCAACUGUCUACACAACUUACUGCUGGAAACGCCUGACGAUGUAGAGAAGGUUCAGAAGGACAUCGUGGAUUGGUUGUUACCCCGUGUGCACCGGGCACAGACUUCCUCCUCACAUGUAUGGUUAUGAACUCUCAUUACUACACCCCAUAAGGGGUGGUAUAACUCCAAUGGUGCAGUAUAACACCGUAUGCAUAUACUACUAGUAGUACUUCUACUACUGACGCUUAUGAACGUUACACGUCCAUGUAAACAAUAUUCAGAUACAAGUCAAUCUCUACUACUGGAUAAAUUUUCUUCCGGACGUUUUAAGAGGCAUCCAUCACUCUUCUUCAGCAUCGCUAGUGAAGAAAAUUGUAUUUGAAUACUUCUACUACUAUUACUACACAUAUCACAGUUUUGUAACUGUGCUUAUCAUCCAAAAUAUACCUGCAUUUCUUUGAUCGCAGAUGAUAGGUGUGCAAGCAUUGUUUACAUUGUAAAUGCCAUAUACUGAUUGUUUUCUUUAACGCACAUUUUGUUGGAAUAGGUUGAGUCAAUCAGAUGAAGGUCCAGGGAACUGAAUGAUACAUCGAUUUUAUUCCCGUAUCGUUAUACAUGUAUAUGUCGUAUAGAAGAUAUCAGAGGUGAAAUUUGAUUCAAUAUACGUUACAUAGUGUUGUAGUAUAUGAAAUGCAGUACAUGUUUUACCAUGUGUGCGCACAUUAGCCUGAGUAGCCACCAUUAUAUUUGACUACGAUAUACAUGUGAUAAUUGCUGUCUAGAAUAGCACUCGUCAAUAGAUCGUCAAUUAUGCGUAUGUAUCAUGACUAGUCUGACUAAGAUAUUGUGCUGCUAUGUCUAAAUCAUGAUAUAAUGACGCCAACUAUUACCUAGCUUGUAUAUAUCGUUCUGAUAAUUGGAUUCAGUACGGAUUGUAAACGUUUUGGUAAUAUAUGAUGCUAAACAAGUAAACAAUGCUUCAUAUCAAA
This is a messenger RNA of Branchiostoma floridae (Florida lancelet), 1791 nucleotides long. RefSeq names its product monoglyceride lipase-like. Bases 21 to 950 code for a protein of 309 amino acids. Gene Ontology annotation, molecular function: lipase activity. NCBI's taxonomy places the organism in Eukaryota, Metazoa, Chordata, Leptocardii, Amphioxiformes, Branchiostomatidae. The transcript has 8 exons. Gene Ontology annotation, cellular component: membrane. The record is from RefSeq and is a predicted model, not a curated record.